AAUUUGGGGGGGAACAGCCUUCGCCCUGGAGCGGUGCGCGAUGCUGUCUCACGCCGACCUCCUGGACGCCCGUCUCGGGAUGAAAGACGCGGCCGAGCUGCUGGGACACCGGGAGGCGGUGAAGUGUCGGCUGGGCGUAGGGGGCUCGGAUCCGGGGGGCCACCCGGGAGACAUGGCUCCCAACUCGGACACGGUGGAAGGGACCACCCUGCUGCCCGGGGAGGACAUCACCACGGUGGGAUCCAACCCCAGCUCCCUAGCCGUCAGCGCCAAAGACCCUGACAAGCAGCAAGGCCAGCAGGGCGGCCAGAACUCCAGCCAGGCCGGGCAGCAGCAGGGUCAGCAGAAGCAGAAGCGGCACCGCACUCGCUUCACGCCGGCGCAGCUCAACGAGCUGGAGAGGAGCUUCGCCAAGACUCACUACCCGGACAUCUUCAUGCGGGAGGAGCUGGCCCUGCGCAUCGGUCUCACCGAGUCCCGGGUGCAGGUAUGAAAAGCCGUCCCGAGCAGUGCCUGCCGGCCCUUCCCUGGUCUCACCGACGGCCGGCCGGCGGCGAGGCCAGGCACAGCGGG
Molecule: messenger RNA, 573 nt
Organism: Parus major (Great Tit)
Lineage: Eukaryota; Metazoa; Chordata; Aves; Passeriformes; Paridae
Gene: OTP
Product: orthopedia homeobox
Exons: 2
Coding region: 41-493 (150 amino acids)
Biological process (GO): neuron differentiation
Molecular function (GO): DNA binding
Source: RefSeq, a predicted model, not a curated record